This is a messenger RNA of Heteronotia binoei (common prickly gecko), 826 nucleotides long. It is a transcript of the gene C9H4orf17, whose product is annotated as chromosome 9 C4orf17 homolog. Bases 68 to 826 code for a protein of 252 amino acids. The transcript is spliced from 6 exons. The record is from RefSeq and is a predicted model, not a curated record. NCBI's taxonomy places the organism in Eukaryota, Metazoa, Chordata, Lepidosauria, Squamata, Gekkonidae.
CCUGAUGAGAUGCUGCUGGAACCUGCUGUUCCAAGAAUAAUCGCCAGGAAGACAGAAACACGUUAAGAUGCAUAUAAACUUCAGGGCACAACCUGAUCCUCUGGUGAGCCCAAGAGGAUCUAUAAAGCCAGGUUUCAAUGAAGAGAAAAGUACUUACUUUGUAUGCAGAAACAACCCUCAUCCCCGAACAGUGUGCCACAUGAAAGGAUUAAAUGAUGUACCUGUCUGUGUUGUGAAAGACCCAGGCUAUAUUGCAGGACACUUCAUAAUGCCAAAGAUAGAACAGAGUCCGAGUACAACGCGCACUAGAGGAUCGGUUACUAUUCCUGGUACCACAACAACAACUUUACAGUCUCUGAUAAACAAAAGGAAUAGUUUCCCACAGCCAACUUCACUUUAUGAUCAGAGUGAUCUUCAGAGAAAAUAUAUUCCAGAGCAGCCACAAAAUAUGCCUGUAUCUGAGACCCUAGCCCUUUCACCCACCCUGGCCCUCCGUCACAGACCAGAAGUCAUGGAGGACAUCAAUUAUACCUCAACGUACCUGGAUCAUGAAAUAAAAGUCCUGGAAAAGCUUCGUGAUAUUUUACAGACAGACUCCCUUGGAGAGAUCAAAGAGUGGUUGUCAAAGGCAAGUCUGCAUGAGAAGGAGUUUGUAUCAAAUUUCAUACGCUCAGAUAUCACCACCCGAGAUCUGUUGAAUUAUCAUCAGAAACAUGGACAAAGUGGAAGUGAAGCAGUACAUUUAACUUUGCAGGCUCUGCUGAAAGAUUCAAAAGCUGCAGGAUCAACAGGGGAAGAAAAACUAGUGAGUGGCCGUGCUGCGUGA